This is a messenger RNA of Trypanosoma cruzi, 1836 nucleotides long. RefSeq lists its product as uncharacterized. The transcript has a single exon. NCBI's taxonomy places the organism in Eukaryota, Euglenozoa, Kinetoplastea, Trypanosomatida, Trypanosomatidae. The record is from RefSeq and is a predicted model, not a curated record. The coding region runs from base 1 to 1836 and encodes 611 amino acids.
AUGUCUAGUCACAGCAGUGAUGUAUACGUCAUGGAAGACACAGAGGAGUCGCUUCGUACGAGCUCGGCAAACUCCCCACUUGAAGAUUUGGUCCGCUCUUCUUCCUUCACUUCUUUGGGAUCAUCCAAUGAGAAAUGCGGCCGUCACCCACCACCACCACCAGCGGCGAUGGCACGUACUAUCUGUACAGUUGGCACAAACACAGAGAAGCAGGUGGAGGAAUCUGUGAGCAACCUGCUGCGGAGUGGCAUUAUGGGUCUUAUGCACACAAUCGCCGGGGAUGAGUUUGCCCAUCAUAUGCUGCAAAAGAGUCGUCAGGAUAUUCAGCGAAGUUAUAUUGAGAGAAUUACAGGACUCGCUCAAAAUACAAUCAACGUUCUUCAUAAAUUGAUAGCUUGUCAGUCUUAUCCAAUGCACGGGAAGGAGUCAGCGUCAGAAAUUGCCGUGUUGGAUGAAAAGGCUGAACCUGAGUGGCUAUCGGAGCUGCAGAUAUCGAUAGCAAAGACUGAUGCCCUUCUUCAGGGUUUAACCGAAAAGAAAGAGACAUUGUUGACGGCCACAGAUGCAGCAGAAACGACAUGUUCAAUUCCAACGAUGCCGGCUGCCAGGUCGAACGUGCGGUUUUCUGCUUCGCAGCAGACAUCUUCAUUACCAUCGCCCUUACAGGAUAAGACAGGGCGCAUGCAGGAACUUGAACAUGAGCUUCGAAUGCUGCAAGAGCAGAUGGCGGAGGUGCGCGUGGUUUUUGCAAAGGAGGGAGUGGAUAGUGUGGUACCCCUCUACAGUGAAUUACUAUCUCUGCGCGCUGCGAAGAGACAGGCCGCAUUGAGAGAAGUGGAGAACACCAUGGCUUACCUGGCCACCCAGCAAUGCUGCUUUGAUCAGCAGUUGGAAGUAAUGGAGAGACGUAAGAGGUCACUUGAACUUGAGGUCAGCCGUCGCUUCUACGAAGGUGGAGACGCAGUGAUCGGAUUGAUGGAGGAUGUCGAAAAAUUGGCACGGGCAGGUCGUAAGCUUAAUGGGCUUCGUGGCAAAUAUAGACGGCGUGUGAGAGAAGUUGACCCGGUGGUUUGCGCAAAUUUCUCUUCUUUUCCUGGCGAAAAACGACAGCGCACUUCGAAUACUGAUUUUUCCGUUCUCCUUGAUCGGCAGUCUGAAAAGGACCAGGAGAUAAUGGCGUUACGCGGUGAAUUGAAUGCCCAACGACUGGAAAUGGAGGAGUGGAAGCGGCGUUAUGAAGCCGCUGUUGGGGAGAUGAGCCGGCCUCAGGAGAGCCCUGUGUUUAAUUCUUUGCUGCAAGCAGUAGAGGACCGGGUCUCCCAGGAGGCAGCACAGAGAUGUACUCUUCUCUGUCGUCUUUUUGGCUGGGAAUUGCUUCAGCUAACAGAUGACACGGUCGUUCUUGCACGUGUCGGCUGUGCAGAGGAAAGACUGACGCUGCCAAUGCCCAAUCCUUCAGGAGAUGAAACAAGUGCCAUGGCGAGAAGUAUUGUUUUGGCAAAGAAAGUGUUAGAGGGGUCGCUUGUAAUUCGAGGGGAAUGCCAAAAGCAUGAAGAUGCUGAAGAGGAGCACAAUGACGACGCUGGGGAGCAGGCCCCCACACCGAAGGAUAAUGAGGAAGCAGAAGCGGGGGAGACUGUUCCGACAAAGAAAGAGACGCCGUUUCCCACAAACGAUGAUCAUGACAUUGAAAUGGAGGUUGACGAUUCUGCCGAAACAGGUGAGGUGGAUACAGAAGCACCAUCUGAAGAGAACCCACUCAUAACAGAAAACACAGUGGACUCACCUGGUAAACUGGAGCCUUCCUUUUACAGCAGCGGUCUUUGGGAGGAAUAA